Messenger RNA from Paramecium tetraurelia, 3999 nucleotides. RefSeq lists its product as uncharacterized. Gene Ontology annotation, biological process: negative regulation of cell population proliferation. Lineage: Eukaryota; Ciliophora; Oligohymenophorea; Peniculida; Parameciidae. The record is from RefSeq and is a predicted model, not a curated record. The transcript has 3 exons.
AUGAAGGAAACGACUCAGCUGAAACCGGUGACUUAGAAGAAAAGCAAGAGCAAUUUUUUAUUGGAAAUGAAUGAGAAGGAUAAAGAAAUCAAUAAUCAGAUUAUUAAGAACAUGAAUAAGAGAGUAAAUUAUCUAAAGAAUCCUCGAUUCAAAAUUAACAAAGCGCCGUAAGUUGGGUUUGAAUUAAAUUAGGACAUUGUAGUAGAGAAAGAUCAAAUAACAUCUUUUAGGGUUUUCCCAAAAUAAUUGAUAUUUAGAGAGUACAUGUUGAAUGGCAUGUACGAAAUCGAUUUGUAUGUUACCAAUGCAACUGGAAUUUUGCAGAGAAUCAAAGUGCUACCUCCUGAAAAAAAGGAGUUUCAGAUAGCAGCAAUCAAGUAUCCAACAAAAGAGGAUGGAUUCAUAGCUCCAGGGAUGAGUGCAGUAUUAAAGGUCAGAUUUAAUCCAUCCUCUUUGGCAGAGUUUGACGAUACAUUAGCCGUAAUAACAGAAGAUCAUAUUUUAAAAGUUCCAUUAUUAGCAAGGAAGGAACCUCCACAAUUGGACUUACCGUCAUAAUUGGAUUGUCAGAGUUGUUGGAUAGGUGAUUAAGUAGAAACAAGAUUUGUAGUUAAAAAUUCUGGAGGAGAAGCAGGCUAUCGUUUUUUUAUAAAUAAUCAAUAAGAUUAACAAGAAGAAGAGAAUUACAUCUAGGUUGGCAAUUUUUACUUAUCACCUGCUGAAUUCUUCUUGCAUAAAGGAGAAACUCAAAUCAUCUAAGCCAUAUUUAAACCAGAUCUUGAAGGCGAAGUCAUAGAAAAUAUCAUUUUGGGAUGUGACAAUUUGACUUAGGCCACUUUAAAAUUGAUUGGCAAAGGCAACAUGGUAGAAUUAGGGAUCUUGGGAAUUGAUAACAUUAAUCUAGAAAAUUAAGAGCAACUAUAAAAAAUAUUCUUUAAUGAUCCCAUCCCAAAAGUAGAGACCAGUAGACAAUUAAAGAUUAGAAAUAAAACAUCGGUUAAAGUCAAAUAUCACUGGUAUCUACAAAAUGAUGAUAAGGAAUUAAAAUUAGAAGAUGAAUUGAACUAUUAUUCCAUUCAACCUUAAGAAGGAUAUUUUUAGCCUAAUGAAGUUAUAGAUUUUAAGAUAUUUUUAAAGAGUGAAGAAUAUUAUCCUCUAUUUUAAACUGCAUAUUUAAUUAUUGAUGAUAUUCCAUUUGAGAGUAUUAGGAAUCCUCCUCCUAAUUUAAGAUAACAAUUUGAAACUAAUUCAUAAUCCGUGGCUAUUGGAUCUAAUAGCAUUAAACCAUCAAUCACAUACUUUGAAUUUGAAUUAAUUAGCAAAUCUGCCCUUGGAGAAGUGAGUGUCACACCUCAAUUCUACAAAUUUCCUGUUCCUAUUUGUGUGAAUACUUUGGCUUAGUAUAAAUUUAAAUUGUCAACAACAUCAAAAACUUAAAUGAAAUAUUCAAUUAACCCACUUCAAUUGGAUUAUUUCUAUAUUCAAGAAAAAUAAGGAGUCAUCAAUAGCGAGGCUGAGAUCGUCUUAGGAGUUCAAAGUUCUGAGGUUGGUCAUAUGAAAUUAGAGUACAGAGUAGACUUUGACUAUGCUAAUUCUAUUCUAAUUACAGUGUUUGCUGAUGUCAUAGCUCCUUUCAUAUCAGUAAAAUAAAGUUGGCUGAACUAUGGGUUGAUUUAAACCUACUCUUUAGAAUCUUAAGAAUUAACUAUCAAUAAUUUGUCACCAGUUCCUGCUCUGAUUAAGGCUUAAUCUGGUUCGGAUUAAAGGUUAUUAUUUAAUAAAGACUAAUUCGAGAUUAAACCAAAUAGUUCAAUUUAAUUUAAGGUUGAGUUUCAAUCUAGAGAGGCUGAAACCUAUAAUGAUUUCCUAUAUUUUUAGGUUGAAAAUGGUGAUUGUGCUGUCUUAGAUGUAUUCGCAGAAGUUCAAAAUCCAAGUGUCUCAUUAAAUAGAUUAUCUCUCAAUAUUGACACACUGUACUGUGGAAACACCUACACUUUUGAUUAAAGAGCCUAAUAAUACAUCAUGCUCUAGAAUUUGGGUAAUAUCAGUACACCUUUUGAAUGGGUGGUUGAUAAUGAGAAGUAGGAGAAAUAUUUGGUUUAAUUUGAACCCAAGAAAGGAGUUUUAAAGCCAAAAACCAAUUAAAUCAUUAAAUUCUCCAUAAAACCUAAGGAAGGUGGGAAAUUAAAUGAACUCUUUGUUUGUGAAGUGCAAGGAUUGCAAUAUCCAUUAGGAUUUGAAAUGAAUACUAUGAUUUAUGGAUUAUCUGUGGAAUACGAAUUAGUCGAUGAUAGUGCACAUAUCUCUUCGAAAACAUCUGUGAGUUCAAAAUAAAAAAGUCUCAAGGAUUCCAGGAAGUCACUUUUGAAGGCGGACACUGAAAUUAAAAAUUAAUAAAUGGAUAAAUUGGAAUUUUACAAUUGUACAAUCAAUUAACCCAAAUAAGCCAAGUUCUUAAUUAAGAAUACAUCAGGUAUUCACACAUAAUUUAAUUUGUAUAUGAAAAAAUAUCAACCACAUGCUUUGGAAGAGUAAUCAACUAUCUUUGAUGACUUCGAUGCCAAAUCAUAAGCAGCAAGAACAAUUAAAUUUGCUGAAUCUUCAAUUUCUAAAUCUGUAUCAAAAAAAGGAAAGAUAUCCUAAGGAGGUAGACCUGUAGUGUUAUUAACAAAUAAGAUUGAAAAAACACACAAUUUCACUUCUGAAGCUGGUCUGAGAUUGAAUAAAUAAAAGAAGAUGGAACAUGAUUAAAGAGUGUAUCUGUCUAAUAAUCUUGGUAUUGCAGUGGUAUUUGAGCCAUCCUCAGGUACCUUAAAUGCAUAUGGGUCUGUCGUUGUUUAAGUGACAGUAUUCAAUGAUAUUUGUGGAUUAUUUGAUGAUUUUAUGUGUUGUGACAUCCGAGGACUUCCAACAAAGGAGUUUCCCAUAGCAAUUGAUAUUAAGGGAUCUCCGAUUGUUAUUAGUCCCAGCCAAUUGGGAUUCAAUUACAAGACUGACUUUCCCACUUUCGAUUUAGGUACUUAUAUGCGGAAUUUCGGAACAAUCAGUAGAGAUUUUAGAGUAAUGAAUACUGGUCCGCAGGAUGUUGAAUUGGAAUGGAAGAUUUACAAUCUUGGAACUAGUACUACUUCUGAUUACUUUGAUAUUAAAAUUACGGAUCCUUAAUUAGGAUCAGAUUAGUUAUGCGAUGUCUAAUUUAUAGCAAAUGAACCUCAGGAAUCAAAGGAUGGUCCAUUCUAAGUAGUACCAAAUAAGGAGAGGAUCAAACAAAGAAAGGAGAAGCAUUUCACCUUACAUUUCACUACUCAAGAUACUGGAAAUUAUAGUGCUUGUUUGGUUGCUAGGCCAAGACUUAUUAAUUAGGAUAAGACUAUUGGCGAGGUGGCUUUCUAUGUGAAAAGUGAGACCAUCACACCUUACUUGACAUUUGAUAAGCUUGAAAAGUUGGAAGGAGGGUUUUAAGUGAAGUUUUAGAAAUGGUCGAGUGGCUACAAUAUAAAACAGGAGAAGAAACUGGUUUUAGUUAAUAGAAAGAAAUCAAGUUUUGUAUGCACUUUUGAAAUUGAAGGGCCGUUUAAAUUAAUUAAAACUUCAACUAAUUCUCCUUAAAAAUAUGAGUUAGGUAUGAAAACUGAGAUUGCAAAAACAUUCAAUUUGGUAACAGAUUCGCAUGUGGAAUUGCUAGUUUAAUUUGAGGGUUAUUAACCUAAUGAUCCAGUAAAUUGGCCUCUUACUUAUAAGGUUUAUCAUCAUGGGUCGAUUAAUAUCUUCUAUGCAAAUGGAGAUAAGCAAUCAAUUUAAAUGGAGGGAGUUCUCUUGAGACCUUUUGUUCACUUAAAUACCUCAGGGAUUGAUCAAGUGGAAGGACCUGAAGUUUUGGAUUUUGGAGAAGUGCAAGAGGAUAAAACUAUGGCUAUUUAUUUGUCCAAUUUAUCUUUUGGUACCUGCUUAAUGGAAAUUGCAGCAUUAAAAAAAUCCAUUAAGGAAAAAUAUAGUUGA